This is a messenger RNA of Pyrus x bretschneideri (Chinese white pear), 2826 nucleotides long. RefSeq names its product G-type lectin S-receptor-like serine/threonine-protein kinase At4g27290. Gene Ontology annotation, biological process: recognition of pollen; protein phosphorylation. The record is from RefSeq and is a predicted model, not a curated record. The transcript has 6 exons. The coding region runs from base 64 to 2577 and encodes 837 amino acids. NCBI's taxonomy places the organism in Eukaryota, Viridiplantae, Streptophyta, Magnoliopsida, Rosales, Rosaceae. Gene Ontology annotation, molecular function: protein serine/threonine kinase activity; ATP binding.
GUUGAGUUCCAGUAACAUGCAUACGUUAAAUCUUUGCCUGCCUGCUGAAUUCUUUGUGCAGCCAUGAAUACCAAACCAAACUCAAAGUUCGUGUUCUCCGUUAUUUUAUUAUGUGCAUUUCUCGAGUCCCAUGUUUCCAUUGCAGCGGACACCAUCAAGGAAAACCACUCUCUCUCGGGCGAUCAAACCAUUGUCUCUGCAGGUGGGAUGUUUGAGCUAGGUUUCUUCAAACCAGGUCAGCUUUCAAACUACUAUAUAGGCAUAUGGUACUCCAAGCAAGUGGUAUCUGAGAGUACCGUUGUUUGGGUAGCAAAUAGGGAAAUACCAGUAUCUGAUAGAUUUUCUUCGGUGUUGAGCAUCUUAGAUGGUAAUUUAGUUCUCUUUAACGAGGCCAAAACCCUGGUUUGGUCAACAGAUUUAAACUCCGCCACCAGUUCUGGUUCGGUACAAGCAGUUCUUUUGGAUAGCGGAAACCUUGUCUUGAGAGCCGGCUCUAGUAAUAAUACAUCAGAGCCUUUAUGGCAAAGCUUUGAUCAUCCAACCCAUACUUGGCUACCAGGAGGUAGACUCGGAUUCAACAAAAUUACCGAUCAUGCCCAACUUCUCACUUCAUGGAAGAAUUUGGAGGAUCCUGCGCCAGGUCUUUACUCUCUUAAGCUAUCCCUGGAUGAAAGCAAUUCAUAUAUCUUACAGUGGAAUAGGUCUAAACAGUAUUGGACCAGCGGAUCAUGGGAUGAAAGUUCACAUAUUUUCAACCUAGUUCCUGAAAUGAGGCUAAAUUAUAUCUUCAAUUAUAGUUAUGUUACGAAUGAGAACGAAAGUUAUUUCACCUAUUCUCUUUAUGAUCCGAGAAGGGUAUCUCGAUGCUCCAUAUCUGCCUUGGGGCAGAUUCAGCAACUAACAUGGUUGGAUUCUUCCAAGCAGUGGAAUUUGUUUUGGGCUAAACCAAGACAACAGUGCGAUGUUUAUGCUGUUUGUGGCGGGUCUUUCUCCAGUUGCAAUCCCACAUCCUCAGGCAGCUGCAAAUGUUUGAAGGGCUUUAAGCCAAACCGGCAGAGGGAUUGGGACUUGCAGAUUUAUUCUGGUGGGUGUUCAAGAAAAACCAGUGUACAGUGUGGGAAUGCUACUAGUACAAAUGGGACAGGAGACGGGUUUCUAGAAAUACAUAGGCAAUUAUUACCUGAAAAUAAACAACAAUAUGGAUAUGCUCUUAGUAUCAAAAGUUGUAGAUCAAUCUGCCUGAAUGAAUGUCAUUGCACUGCUUAUGCUUAUGACAGCAUCGAUGGAUGUUCCAUAUGGCAUGGAGAUAUCUUGAAUCUGCGUGAACCUGAAGAAAAUGACGGCUAUGGAAGAACUAUAUACAUCAGAGCUGCAGCUUCCGACAUUAAGAAAAAACGUUUAAUUAAGCCGUCCCUUGUGAUUGCAAUUGUCUCAAUAUUCACAGGUUUGCCUCUUGUCAUUUUUGGCUAUUACUUAUGGAAGAAAACAUUGGGAAGGAAAAGAGAGCAUAGGAAUAGAUAUGGUGUGACUAUAAAUAAACUUGCUGCUGGAGGUGAAAGGAACGAUGCAGAACUGCCGAUCUUUGGUUUAAGAGCUAUAAUAGCUGCUACAAACAACUUCGCUGAAGCUAACAAACUCGGAGAAGGAGGAUUUGGCCCUGUCUACAAGGGAAUUUUGGCUGAAAAUCAAGAAGUAGCCAUAAAAAGGUUAUCAAAAAAGUCAGGUCAAGGACAACAGGAGUUCAUGAAUGAGUUAAAACUUAUUGCCAAGCUCCAACAUACCAAUCUCGUUAGGCUCUUGGGUUGCUGUAUUGAAGACGAGGAAAUGAUAUUGAUUUACGAGUACAUGCCCAAUCGGAGCUUAGACAAACUUUUGUUUGAUGCAUCUGAAAAAACAGAAUUAGAUUGGGGAGGACGUUUUCGAAUUAUAGAAGGCAUUGCUCAAGGAGUACUUUAUAUCCACAAGUACUCCAGAUUGAAAAUCAUCCACAGGGACCUAAAAGCAAGUAACAUACUGUUGGAUGGAGCCUUGAACCCCAAAAUUUCAGACUUUGGAAUGGCAAGGAUUUUCGGGAUAAAUCAAAUCGAAGCAAAUACAAAUAGGGUUGUUGGCACAUACGGCUACAUGUCACCGGAGUAUGCGAGAUAUGGUCAUUUCUCUGAGAAAUUAGAUGUAUUCAGCUUUGGAGUGUUGUUGUUGGAGAUUGUAAGCGGAAAGAAGAAUGCUGCUUUUUAUCGUUUUGAACAUUCACCAACUCUUGCUGGAUGGGCAUGGGAGUUGUGGAAAGACGGAAGAGGAAUGGAGGUGAUUGAUGAAUCAGUAAGGGAAACAUGCCGGCUUGAUGAAGCUUUGAAGUGUAUCCAUAUAGGGUUUUUGUGCGUUCAAGAAGCUCCAGCUGAUCGACCAACAAUGUCUUCGGUAAUUCUUAUGCUACAAGGCACCGACUCUACAUCUCUUCCACCUUUCAAAGAACCUGCGUUUUCAACACACAGAAAUUCUACUCCUGUUCGUUCUUCUCAAACGCCUACCAUAUUUUCCCACAACACGGUCACCAUAAGUUUGCCAGAAGGUCGAUAGGUUUAUACAACACUUUGAGGGUUCAAUUACACAUUACUGGAGCUCUUUGUGCGGUUUAUGGUUUUUGCCCAUCCAAACUAAACCUAUAAUAGCAGCAGAUUAAAUUUAUGUUAUCUAUUUUUCAGCUGCAAAUGUGGGUGUAACCAUACUUCAAGAUAUGUUUCCACCGCACCCCUUGGUGCAACCGUAUUUAUGUUAAUUUAAAAUGGAAUGUUGCUUGUAUCAAAAGAAUAAAGUGGAGAUUUUUUU